CCCCCCCUUUUCAAUAUGGCUGUCGUAUCUGCUGUCUCCAGUACCGCUCCGAUUGGAGAUUGACUCGACUCUCCCUUCCUUAUUGCCUCUCACUUCUGUCGCUGUCGUCGAGACUUUGAAAACAAAUCUAAUUUGCAUCUAUUCACCUCCCCCGACUCCGUUUUUUGCUCCAGCCUUCAUCAGCCAUCGCAUCGGGCCUUUUUGCCCCUAAACAACCAGCCUCCAACACUCCCAAUCAAUCAACAAUUUCCAAUGGUUUGAAUGCACUUUUCGCGUUUCAUUUUGUUUUUAAUGAACAAUGUGUGAAAACUGCGCCGAGCUGGUGGAGGUAUUAAAUGAAAUAUCGGAUGCAGACAGCACUGAUGGCUUACAGCUAAAGAAGGAGCAUGCUCUCAGAGUUUUCAGUUACAUCAGCUCAUGGACUCAAAGGCAGUGUCUGUGUUGCUUUAAGGAAUACAAACACCUGGAGGUGUUUAACCAGCUGGUGUACGCUCUCAUCAACCUGGUGAUCAGCCAGGUGCAGUGCCUACGAGAGAGGCUGUGCCGGGGACCCGGCAGUGAGCCCGAGUGGCCGAGGACGCGCCCGCCGCCCAGUGACGAUGAGCCGCUCAACGUCGAGAGGGACUCAGCCGAGGAGGACGGCGGCGGCGAGGCUGGCGGCCAGCGCCUGGACCAGAACCAGAACCAGAGCCAGGGCCCGGGACACCGCGGCGGCAAGCAGGAGCAGCCGAGGCCCGCACCCGGGGACGGCGCUGGUACUGGCGCUGGCGCGGACAGCCAAGACCCGUUCGGGUCCUGGAGCACGGAGGACAGGGAGAAGCUUCUGCUGUGUGCUGCCAAGAUCUUUCAGAUCCAGUUCCCCCUGUACACAGCCUACAAACACAACACCCACCCCACCAUAGAGGACAUUUCAGCUCAAGAAAGCAAUAUCCUAGGAUCUUUCUGUGACAUGAACGAUGUGGAAGUACCGCUGCACCUGCUCCGGUACGUUUGCCUCUUCUGUGGAAAACAUGGCCUUUCCCUCAUGAAGGACUGCUUUGAGUAUGGAACUCCAGAGACGCUGCCUUUCCCCAUCGCUCACGCGUUCAUCACCAUCGUCUCCAACAUCAGAAUAUGGUUGCACAUCCCUGCCGUCAUGCAGCACAUCAUACCCUUCCGCACCUACGUGAUCAGGUACCUGUGCAAGCUGUCGGACCAGGAGCUGCGUCAAAGCGCGGCGCGGAACAUGGCAGACCUGAUGUGGAGCACGGUGAAGGAGCCCCUGGACAGUGCGCUGUGCUUCGACAAGGAGAGCCUGGACCUCGCCUUCAAGUACUUCAUGUCCCCAACACUAACCAUGCGGCUGGCCGGACUCAGUCAAAUCACGAAUCAGCUGCACACGUUUAACGACGUCUGCAAUAACGAGUCAUUGGUGUCAGACACCGAAACGUCAAUAGCAAAGGAACUAGCGGACUGGCUAAUUAACAACAAUGUGGUUGAACACAUCUUUGGACCAAACCUGCACAUCGAGAUCAUCAAGCAGUGCCAAGUGAUCCUGAACUUCCUGGCCGCGGAGGGGAGGCUGAGCACGCAGCACGUGGACUGCAUCUGGGCGGCGGCUCAGCUAAAGCACUGCAGCCGGUACAUCCACGACCUGUUCCCCUCCCUCAUCAAGAACCUGGACCCUGUGCCGCUGCGGCACGUGCUGAACCUGGUGUCGGGCCUACACCCCAGCGCUCACACCGAACAGACGCUGUACUUGGCCUCCAUGCUGAUCAAAGCGCUGUGGAACAACGCUCUGGCCGCCAAGGCUCAGCUGUCGAAGCAGAGCUCCUUCGCCUCUCUGCUCAACACCAACCUCCCCAUGGGCAAUAAAAAGGGCUCGCCUGCUGCCAGUCCCGAGAGCAGCGACAACAGUGACACCCACCACAGCGGAGGGAGUGACAUCGAGAUGGACGAGCAGAUCAUGAACAGCAGCAAACGGGGACAGCAGAGGCUCUCUGACACAGAGGAGUCCAUGCAGGGCAGCUCCGACGAGACGGCGAACAGCGGGGAGGAGGGCAGCAGCGGGCCCGGGAGCAGCAGCGGCCGCAGCGAGGGCUCCAGCAACGAGGCCGGGUCCAGCCGGGCCAGCCAGUCCGCCGGCAGCCCCGGCAGCGAGCUGCACUCGGACGACAUGGCCGACAGCGAGGCGCUGAAGGAGGAGGAGGAGGAGGAUGACGACGAGGAAGAGGAGGAGGAGGAAGAGGAGGAGGAGGAGGACGACGGCUCGGCGGCGGCAACGGCGGGUGGCGCACAGAAGGAGCCCCGGGACCCCACGGAGAUCAGGAAACGGAAGGCCGGCGAGCCCCAGCCCCAGGGAGGCCUGUGCCUGGUGGACUCGCAAGGCUCUGUAGACAGGGCGGGAGGCAGCGGCGGGGCCGGCGCUAAGGGCCUUCCCUUCACCCCCGAGGCGGCGGCGUCCAUGGUGGCGGCCUCAUCGUCGUCCGUGGACGGCCGCAUGAGGAUGCUGGACGCCUGCUCCUCCUCGGCCCGCCCCGAGGGGCCCGACCACGACCUGCAGGGGGAGAUGGGCCCCGCGCACAUGCCCCCCGGCACCCAGGACCCGCCCUGCCUCCCUCGGUCGGGCGACUUCCUGGGCGAGGCCAUGGGCAACGAGCUCUUCAACUGCAGGCGCUUCAUUGGACCCCAGCACCACCACCACCACCACCAUCAUCACCACCACCAUCACCACCAUGAGGGGCACAUGGUGGAGGAUAUGCUCAGCGCGGACGAUGUCAGCUGCAGCAGCUCCCAGGUCAGUGCCAAAUCGGAGAAGAACAUGGCCGACUUUGACGGGGAGGAGUCCGGCUGCGAGGAGGAGCUGGUCCAGAUCAACUCCCACGCCGAGCUCACCUCGCACCUGCAGCAGCACCUGCCCAACCUGGCCUCCAUCUACCAUGAGCACCUGGCGCAAGGGCCCUCGGUGCACAAGCAUCAGUACUCCGGCCACGCCGUCACCGACAUCAACCUGGACAACGUGUGUAAGAAGGGCAACACGCUGCUGUGGGACCUGGUGCAAGACGAGGAUGCGAUCCACCUGUCGGAGGGCCUGAUCAACGAGGCGGAGAAGCUGCUGUGCUCGCUGGUGUGCUGGUUCACUGACCGGCAGAUCCGGAUGCGCUUCAUCGAGGGCUGCCUGGAGAACCUCGCCCACCACCGAUCGGUGGUCGUUUCUCUGCGCCUCCUUCCCAAGCUCUUCGGCACCUUUCAGCAGUUUGGGAGCAGCUAUGACACCCACUGGAUUACCAUGUGGGCGGAGAAGGAGCUGCACAUGAUGAAGCUGUUCUUUGAGAACCUGCUGCACUACAUCCAGGAGGUCCGGGAGAAGCGGCACAAGUUUGCACUGUACGGGCACAGCGCGGAGGUCCAGGUGCGCCUGCAGUUCCUCACCUGCGUCUUCUCCACCCUGGGCUCCCCGGACCACUUCAGGCUGAGUCUGGAGCAGGUGGACAUCCUGUGGCACUGCCUUGUGGAGGACUCGGAGUGCUACGACGACGCUCUCCACUGGUUCCUCAACCAGGUGCGCAGCAAAGACCAGCACGCCAUGGGCAUGGAGACCUACAAGCACCUCUUCCUGGAGAAGAUGCCCCAGCUGAAACCGGAGACCAUCAGCAUGACGGGCCUCAACCUCUUCCAGCACCUGUGUAACCUGGCCCGCCUGGCCACCAGCGCCUACGACAGCGGCUCCAACUGCGAGCUGUGUGGUAUGGACCAGCUGUGGGGCAUCGCCCUGAGAGCGCAGUCAGCCGACAUCAGUCGCGCCGCCAUCCAGUACAUCAACUCCUACUAUAUCAACGGCAAAACAGGCCUGGAGAAGGAGCAGGAGUUCAUCAGCAAGUGCAUGGAGAGCCUGAUGAUCGCGUCGGGGAACCUGGAGAAGGACCCUCACUCCAGCCUCACCAUCAUCGAGAGGGGCCUUCUCAUGCUCAAGACUCACCUGGAGGCCUUCCGGCGCAGGUUCGCUUACCACUUGCGGCAGUGGCAGAUUGAGGGCACGGGCAUCAGCAGCCACCUGAAGGCCCUGAGUGACAAGCAGUCUUUGCCACUGAGGAUCGUGUGCCAACCCGCCGGCCUGCCCGACAAGAUGACGAUCGAGAUGUACCCCAGCGACCAGGUGGCAGACCUGCGGGCGGAGGUGACGCACUGGUACGAGAACCUGCAGAAGGAGCAGAUGAACCAGCAGGCCCAGCUGCAGGAGUUCGGCCAGAGCAGCCGACAGGGAGACUUCCCAGGAGGCCUGAUGGGCCCGGUCCGAAUGAUCUCCUCCGGACACGAGCUGACCACCGACUACGAUGAGAAGACCCUGCAUGAGUUGGGCUUCAAAGACAUGCAGAUGGUCUUCGUGUCCCUGGGCGCGCCCCGCCGAGAGCGGAAGGGCGAGGGGGUGCAGCUCCCGGCCUCCUGCCUGCCCCCGCCGCAGAAAGACAACAUCCCCAUGCUGCUGCUGCUGCAGGAGCCCCACCUCACCACGCUGUUCGACCUGCUGGAGAUGCUAGCCUGCUUCAAGCCCCCCAGUGCCGAGAGGGCCCUGGAGAACACAGAGAGUGUUCGGUGUGAGGAGUUGCACCUCCAUGCAGAGAACCUGUCCCGGCGUGUGUGGGAGCUGCUGAUGCUGCUGCCCACCUGUCCCAACAUGCUGCUGGCCUUCCAGAACAUCUCCGAUGAGACGGGUAGUGACGGGCUCUGCUGGAAGGACCUGCUGAGGAUAAAGAGCCCACACAAGCUGCUGUAUGCGCUGGAGAUCAUCGAGGCCCUUGGCAAACCCAACCGGCGCAUCCGGAGGGAGUCCACGGGGAGCUACAGUGACCUGUACCCCGACUCUGAUGACUCGAGUGAGGACCAGAUUGAGAAUAGCAAGAACUCCUGGAGCUGCAAGUUUGUCUCGUCUGGAGGUCUUCAGCUGCUGCUUGAGAUUUUCAACUCCGCUAUUCUGGAGCCGAAAGACCAGGAGUCCUGGACAGUGUGGCUGCUGGACUGCCUGGCCUGCUUGCUGAAGCUCAUCUGUCAGUUUGCCGUGGACCCGGCGGACCUGGACCUAGCCUACCACGAUGUCUUCGCCUGGUCCGGCCUCACGGACACUCAGCGCAAGCGGGCGUGGCCUGGGAAGUCCCGCAAGGGAGCAGGGGAUCAUGGGAAGGGGUUACACAUUCCUCGGCUUACUGAGGUUUUUCUAAGCCUUGUCCAAGGGACCAACUUAAUCCAGCGAUUAAUAAAUGUUGCCUACACAUACGACAACCUUGCACACAGGGCUCUGAAGGCCCAGUCAGACCACAGAUCCCGCCAUGAAGUGACACACUACUCCAUGUGGCUGCUGGUGAGCUGGGCACACUGCUGCUCAUUGGUCAAGUCCAGCCUGGCUGACAGUGACCACCUGCACGACUGGCUGAAGAAGCUCACUUUGCUGGUGCCUGAGGCGGCGGUCAGGCACGAGGCCUGUAACGGCCUGUACAAGCUGUCGCUGUCGGGCCUGGAGGGAGGCGAGUCCAUCAACAGGUCCUUCCUGCUGCUGGCUGCCUCCACGCUGCUCAAGUUCCUGCCCGACGCCCAGGCGCUUAAGCCGCUGCGGGUGGAGGAUUAUGAGGAGGAGCCCCUCCUGCGGACGGGAUGUAAGGAGUAUUUCUGGCUGCUGUGCAAGCUGAUCGACAACAUCCACGUCAAGGACGCCAGCCAGACCACGUUGUUGGAUCUGGACGCCCUGGCGAGACACUUGGCCGACUGCAUACGGAGCAGGGAGAUCCUGGACCAGCAGGACGGGACCAUCGAGGAUGACGGUCUGACGGGGCUGCUGCGCCUGGCCACCAGCGUGGUCAAGCACAAGCCCCCCUUCAAAUUCUCCCGCGAGGGCCAGGAGUUCCUGCGGGACGUCUACAACCUGCUCUUCAUGCUGCCCAGCCUGAAGGACCGGCAGCAGCCCAAGUGCAAGUCGCACUCGGCGAGGGCGGCUGCCUACGACCUGCUGGUGGAGGUGGUGAAGGGCUCUGUGGAGAACUACCGGCUGCUCCACAACUGGGUCAUGUCUCAGCACAUGCAAGCUUCUCACGCCCCGUACAAGUGGGACUACUGGCCCCAUGAUGACGUGCGGGCGGAAUGCAGGUUUGUGGGGCUCACCAACCUGGGCGCCACCUGCUACCUGGCCUCCACCAUCCAGCAGCUCUACAUGAUCCCCGAGGCUCGGCAGGCCGUCUUCACCGCCAAGUACGCAGAAGAGAUAAAACACAAGACCACUCUGCUGGAGCUGCAGAAGAUGUUCACGUAUCUCAUGGAGAGCGAGAGGAAGGCCUACAACCCGCGGCCGUUCUGCAAGACCUACACCAUGGACAAGCAGCCGCUCAACACGGGCGAGCAGAAGGACAUGACGGAGUUCUUCACUGACCUCAUCACCAAGAUCGAGGAGAUGUCUCAGGACCUGAAAAACACAGUGAAGACGCUCUUCGGUGGGGUCAUAACCAACAAUGUGGUGUCUCUGGACUGCGAGCAUGUGAGCCAGACAGCGGAGGAGUUCUACACAGUCAGAUGCCAGGUGGCUGACAUGAAGAACAUCUAUGAAUCGCUGGAUGAAGUGACCAUCAAGGACACUCUGGAGGGGGACAACAUGUACACAUGCUCCCAGUGUGGGAAGAAAGUGCGGGCGGAGAAGAGGGCAUGUUUUAAGAAGCUCCCGCGCAUCCUGAGCUUCAACACCAUGCGCUACACGUUCAACAUGGUGACCAUGAUGAAGGAGAAGGUGAACACGCACUUCUCCUUCCCCCUGCGGCUCGACAUGACGCCGUACACGGAGGACUUCCUCAUGGGCAAGAGUGACAGGAAGGAGGGGUUCCGGGAAGACGUGGAGUCGAAGGUGGCGGAGAGCUACGAGUAUGACCUCAUUGGGGUGACCGUGCACACGGGGACUGCUGACGGAGGCCAUUACUACAGCUUCAUCAGAGACAUCAUCAACCCACACGCGUACAAGAACAACAAGUGGUACCUCUUCAACGAUGCAGAGGUGAAGCCCUUCGAUUCAGCUCAGCUGGCGUCUGAAUGCUUCGGCGGAGAGAUGACGACAAAGACGUACGAUUCUGUCACGGACAAGUUCAUGGACUUCUCCUUUGAAAAGACCCACAGUGCCUACAUGCUGUUCUACAAGAGAGUGGAGCCGGAGGAGGAGAACGGGAAGGAUUUCAAAUUUGACGUUUCUCCAGACCUGCUCGAGUGGAUCUGGCAUGACAACAUGCAGUUUCUUCAGGACAAGAACAUAUUCGAACACACUUACUUUGGGUUCAUGUGGCAGUUGUGCAGCAGUAUACCCAGCACUUUACCUGACCCCAAGGCCAUCUCCCUGAUGACCGCCAAGCUCAGUACAUCUUUUGUCCUGGAGACAUUUAUUCAUUCAAAGGAGAAGCCCACCAUGUUGCAGUGGAUCGAGCUCCUGACCAAGCAGUUCAACAACAGCCAGGCAGCCUGUGAGUGGUUUUUAGAUCGGAUGGCGGACGACAACUGGUGGCCCAUGCAGAUCCUCAUCAAGUGCCCCAAUCAGAUUGUGCGGCAGAUGUUCCAGCGGCUGUGUAUCCACGUCAUUCAGAGGCUAAGGCCGGUGCACGCCCACCUGUAUCUGCAGCCUGGCAUGGAGGACGGCUCCGACGACAUGGACGGCCCGGUGGAGGACAUCGGCAGCCGCUCGUGCGUCACGCGCUUCGUCAAGACGCUGCUCUCCAUCAUGGAGCAUGGGGUCAAGCCCCACAGCAAGCACCUGACCGAGUACUUCGCCUUCCUGUACGAGUUCGCCAAGAUGGGCGAGGAGGAGAGCCAGUUUCUCCUGUCCUUGCAAGCCAUUUCCAUCAUGGUCCAUUUCUACAUGGGCACAAAGGGGCCUGAGAACCCACAGGUAGAGGUGCUGUCGGAGGAGGAAGGGGAGGAAGAGGACGAGGAGGAGGACAUCCUGUCGCUGGCGGAGGAGAAGUACCGGCCGGCAGCUCUGGAAAAGAUGAUCGCCCUCAUCGCCCUGCUGGUGGAGCAGUCGCGCUCCGAGAGGCACCUGACCCUCUCUCAGAACGACAUGGCGGCGCUGACCGGCGGGAAGGGCUUCCCCUUCCUGUUCCAGCACAUCCGCGACGGCAUCAACAUCCGGCAGACCUGCAACCUCAUCUUCAGCCUCUGCCGCUACAACAACCGGCUGGCGGAGCACAUCGUUUCGAUGCUUUUCACAUCCAUUGCGAAGCUCACCCCUGAGGCUGCAAACCCCUUCUUCAAGCUGCUCACCAUGCUCAUGGAGUUCGCUGGCGGUCCCCCCGGCAUGCCCUCCUUCGCCUCCUACAUCCUGCAGAGGAUCUGGGAGGUGAUCGAGUACAACCCCUCUCAGUGUCUGGACUGGCUGGCGGUGCAGACCCCUCGCAACAAGCUGGCCCACAGCUGGGUUCUGCAGAACAUGGAGAACUGGGUGGAGAGGUUCCUGCUGGCCCACAACUACCCCCGCGUGCGCACCUCUGCGGCCUACCUGCUGGUGUCCCUGAUCCCCAGCAACUCGUUCCGGCAGAUGUUCCGCUCCACGCGCUCGCUGCACAUCCCCACGCGGGACCUGCCCCUCAGCCCGGACACCACGGUGGUCCUGCACCAGGUCUACAACCUGCUGCUCGGCCUGCUGGGCCGGGCCAAGCUGUACGUGGACGCGGCCGUGCACGGCACCACCAAGCUGGUGCAGUACUUCAGCUUCAUGACCUACUGUCUCAUCUCCAAGACGGAGAAGCUCAUGUUCUCAGGCUACUUCAUGGACCUCUGGAACCUCUUUCAGCCCAAGCUGUCAGAGCCGGCCAUCGCCACCAACCACAACAAGCAGGCGCUGCUGUCCUUCUGGUACAACGUGUGCGUGGACUGCGCCGAGAACGUGCGCCUGGUGGUGCAGAACCCCGUGGUCACCAAGAACAUCGCCUUCAACUACAUCCUGGCGGACCACGACGACCAGGAGGUGGUGCUGUUCAACCGCGGCAUGCUGCCCGCCUACUACGGCAUCCUGCGCAUGUGCUGCGAGCAGUCUCCCGCCUUCACCCGCCAGCUGGCGUCGCACCAGAACAUCCAGUGGGCCUUCAAGAACCUCACGCCGCACGCCAGCCAGUACCCGGGGGCGGUGGAGGAGCUCUUCAACCUGAUGCAGCUGUUUGUGGCCCAGCGGCCCGACAUGAGGGAGGAGGAGCUGGAGGACGUCAAGCAGUUCAAGAAGACCACCAUCAGCUGCUACCUGCGCUGCCUGGACGGCCGCUCCUGCUGGACCACGCUUAUCAGUGCCUUCCGCGUCCUGCUGGAGAAUGAUGAGGACAGGCUGCUGGUGGUCUUCAACCGUGGGCUCAUCCUCAUGACUGAGUCCUUCAACACCUUGCACAUGAUGUAUCACGAGGCCACCGCGUGUCAUGUGACGGGGGACCUGGUGGAGCUGCUGUCCAUCUUCUUGUCUGUUCUGAAAGCCACGCGGCCCUACCUGCAGCGGAAAGAUGUGAAGCAGGCUCUGAUCCACUGGCAGGAGAGGAUCGACUUCGCCCACAAGCUCCUGACGCUCCUCAACUCCUACAGCCCCCCUGAGCUCCGCAACGCCUGCCUAGAUGUUUUGAAGGAGCUGGUCCUCUUGAGCCCCCAUGACUUCCUGCACACGCUGGUGCCCUUCCUGCAGCACAACCACUGCACCUACCACCACAGCAACAUCCCCAUGUCCUUCGGCCCCUACCUGCCCUGCAGGGAGAACAUCAAGCUGAUGGGAGGGAAGAACAACAUCAGGCCCCCGCGGCCCGAGCUCAACAUGUGCCUCCUACCCUCCAUGGUGGAGACCAGCAAGGGGAAGGACGAGGUCUACGAUCGGAUGCUUCUGGACUACUUCCUGUCCUACCACCAGUUCAUUCACUUGUUGUGCCGAGUGGCCAUCAACUGCGAGAAGUUCACUGAGACCCUGGUCAAACUAAGUGUCUUGAUCGCGUACGAGGGAUUACCUCUGCACCUGGCCCUCUUCCCUAAACUGUGGACGGAGCUGUGUCAAUCUCAAUCGGCCAUGGCUAAGACCUGUGUGAAGCUGCUUUGUGAAGACCCAGCCUUUGGGGAGUACAUCAAGUGCAUCCUCAUGGAUGAGAGGACCUUCCUGAACAACAACGUGGCCUACACCUUCCUCACCUGCUUCCUGCACAAGGUGCAGACUCAGGUGCUGUCCGGACCCAGCUGCGCCAACCUGAUCAACAUUCUGGUCACCAACCUGGUGAACGAGUACCACAGCCAGGAGCCAGAGCCGGCAAGCCAGAGGCUGGAGAUCUGCAAGACCAGCGGGAUUCUCAAUGCAGACCUGCGGGCCUUGGUGCUGCUGCUGUCGGUGCACACGCCCCCCCAGCUGGACCCCGCCCUGGGCCCCGCCCUGCAGGACCUGCUGGCCAAGUGUCGUGCUUGCCUUCAGCAGCGCAGCACUCUGGAGCUGGAAGUGAAGGACCGCAAGGCCAAAGACGAAGAGGGCGCCACCCCGGUGAAGCGGCGGCGUGUGAGCAGCGAGGAGGAGCACGCCGGCGAGGGCGGCAGCGGCGGGGGCUGCCCCCCUUCCUCCUCCUCCUCGUCCUCCUGCGCCGAGCUGAAGCCCGAGACGCGGGAGGCCCUGACCCCCACCAGCACGUCCGACACGGAGACGCGGGACUCCUCGGUCAUCGACCCGGGCACCGAGCAGGACCCGCCCUCCCCGGACGGCGGCUCCCCGAAGGAGGAGAAGAUGGAGGCGUCCUCGUCCUCCUCCUCGUCCUCCUCCUCCUCCUCCCUCCCGGAGGGCGUGGGGCCGUUCGGGCAGCAGCAGCAGGGGAUGGUGGGAGGGAGCAAGGAGGACGAGGGCAGGAAGGAGGCGGGGGAGGAGGCCACGGACGCGAAAGAGGCGGCCUCAAAGACGGGCGGGGCGGCGGGGGUGGCGCCCGCGGAGGAGGACGCGGCCUUCCCCUCCACCUCCGUGCUGGCGGGGCUCCAGGAGGCGGGCGACGGCCAAGGCUGCCCCCUGCAGGAGACGGAUGGCGGCGGCGGUACCGGCGGCGGCUGCAGCCACGCCGCCUCUCACGGCCUCUUGAACUUCAUGCAGCAGCAGGAUGUGUUAGACAUGCUGUGCAGGACCGUGGAGUCCACCAUCAGCGCGGUCAGCAAACUGUCCGGGAAAGGAGCACGCACCUCCACCUCUUGACAGCAUUUCUAGCAUGUCUGGCUUUUUAAACCUUUUUUUAUUUCUCCAGCUGUUCGUUUACUACUCUUUUUCUUCUUUUUCCUCCUCUCCUGUUUUUUUCCCCCCCUCUCUUCUCUUGAUUUGUGUUUUAAAGAACUCCUGACUCCUGGCUGUCCUGAUCAGUUGCUCUGCUUCACUUUGUCACGUGAUCUUUCCUUUAGCUUGAAUGGCAAUAGAUUUGUACAGUAUGCUUGAAGCGUCUGAGGACGAAAACACGCACAGCCUCAGAUCUAUUUAAACGAGAAGAAAAAUUAAUAAGGACUGCAGCUAUAGCACAUUUUCUCAAAGGGCAAAACCUUUUUUUCAUUUUUACUUAUUUCUUUGAAGUUCUUUGAAGUGAAUAUUUGUUUGAGGUUGCUGUAAUGGGGGGAAGGUUUACAGAGUUUAGUCUUCUCUCUCCUGUAUGUAAUUUAAUUUUAUUGCAUUUUUACUGUGUAUAAAAUGGUGUCUUCUGUGCCAGUUUUGUACUUUAUUAAAGAGGCCCAUUGCCUCGCAUUUCUGUGGUUAUAUCCGAACUAAGUUUACUUGUACAUUAAGGAACCACAAGAACCUUGAUUCUGUUAAGAAUCCUCUCUAGUUGUGGCCUGGCAGUGUAUAUGAAUAUAUAUGGUGCUUUAUUUGACAGGAUACCUGUGGGUGAAAUAAAGCACACUUGAUGUAACAGUUGGAGCUUUAUUUUAUUUACUGAAAUACAUUCCAUAUUAUAUUGUCAUUCUUGCAUUUCCUGAUGUUUGUUUUUCUUUUUUGUUUAUUUUAAUUGAGGAUAACUUAAUAAAAUUAUAAUAUGAAUGAUUAUCAAGCAGAAUCAGCUAGAAGCUCUCAAAGAUUGCUUUGUCUUUUGUACCCCUGCCCCACACCCCACACACAAAUGAUUAGAAUAUACAGUAUAAUCUGCUUUUGUCCUCCUUCAGUUUUUUGUUGUUUUUACCCCUCCUGUUAUCUGCAUUUUUUCACAGAAUGUGUGUGAUGUGUGUGAUCCAGCUUCAGGGCAGGGAAGGGUGUUCCUUGUUCAGUAAGGGUGAAUUGAAGCCCUUGAUGUAUGCAGCAUUUGACACCCUCUGAAUCGGUCUGCACAUUUCUGAUCUGUCAGUGCAGUUUGAAGCGGUGUUGCUCAUCCUGUCCCUGUUGCAGAAACUGAUCUGAGGUCAGUCUCUCGUGAGCUCAUCUUCUCCCGCAGUUCACUGGGUUCGGUUCACACAGGCGUGAUCAGCAGUGCCUUUUGCUCUCUACAGCUUGUCUUGGUAGAACUUUUAAAUUUCCAUUCUUUGAUAGGCGUUCUUAGGAGCUUUUUCGUACAGCUUGCAUUGUGCAUAUGAAAAUCUCCAAGAUGUCAGUGCAUCCCAAAAGCAAUUUCCCUC
This is a messenger RNA of Megalops cyprinoides (Indo-Pacific tarpon), 12576 nucleotides long. RefSeq names its product ubiquitin specific peptidase 34 (gene usp34). The transcript is spliced from 78 exons. Gene Ontology annotation, biological process: protein deubiquitination. The record is from RefSeq and is a predicted model, not a curated record. The coding region runs from base 299 to 11179 and encodes 3626 amino acids. Gene Ontology annotation, molecular function: cysteine-type deubiquitinase activity; cysteine-type endopeptidase activity. Gene Ontology annotation, cellular component: cytosol; nucleus. Lineage: Eukaryota; Metazoa; Chordata; Actinopteri; Elopiformes; Megalopidae.